Molecule: messenger RNA, 627 nt
Organism: Plasmodium relictum
Lineage: Eukaryota; Apicomplexa; Aconoidasida; Haemosporida; Plasmodiidae
Product: conserved Plasmodium protein, unknown function
Exons: 3
Coding region: 1-627 (208 amino acids)
Source: RefSeq, a predicted model, not a curated record
AUGCUUUUGUUUUUUUAUCUAAGUAUUAGCCAUUUAUUUAUAGCUACUUUAUGCUAUCAAAUGAUUUAUGUAGAUUCUUUAGGGGAUAAUAAGGAAUUAGAAAAUAUCUCAUGUUCUUGGCGAUACUUUUGUGAUGAAAAUUUUAAUUUUUGUGAAUAUGGUUGCAGCUCAAAAAAAAAAUUAAAAAAAGGAUAUAACUUACUAAAUACAAGUACAUUAAGUGAAAAAUGUUUUGUUAACAUCGAGUGUGACAAUUACGAUAUGUAUUUUGAUUCAGAGAAUCUUAUAUAUUUUAUUUAUUUUUCUAAAUUUUUUUUUCUUAUUAAUCCAGAUUUCACACUAUAUAUAAAUUUACUGAAAAGAACGAAUAUAAAAGGAGAUAAAGAUAGCGCAUCAAGAAAUGAGCAUAAUAAUUCUAAUGAAAAAAAUAGACAUAACAAAAAUAAGAAAACUCUUAAUAUUUUUCAAAAAUUAAAUUAUUACAGAAAUUUAAUAACAAAAAAGUUUAAAAAAAAUUUGAUAAAGUUAUUAAUUUUUUUUAUUUUAAUUCAUAUGAUUUUUUUUUAUCUUUAUAUUUACACUUAUUUAAGUCUAAAAAAAUAUGAUAAAAUGAAGCAAAAUAUUUAA